AGCCUGUUCACUCCCGGCGUCUUUCUACCGCCUUGUUUCUAGCAUGGUGCUGCUUUUGCAGAGAGUGCCAUGGGGGAAGCGGAGAAAUUUCACUACAUCUACAGCUGUGACCUGGACAUCAACGUGCAGCUUAAGAUAGGAAGUUUGGAAGGGAAGAGAGAACAGAAGAGUUAUAAAGCUGUUCUAGAAGACCCAAUGUUGAAGUUUUCAGGACUGUACCAAGAGACAUGCUCUGACCUUUAUGUUACUUGUCAAGUUUUUGCAGAAGGGAAGCCUCUGGCUUUGCCAGUGAGAACAUCCUACAAAGCAUUUAGUACGAGAUGGAACUGGAAUGAAUGGCUGAAACUGCCAGUUAAGUACCCUGACCUGCCCAGGAAUGCCCAGGUGGCCCUCACAAUAUGGGAUGUGUAUGGACCAGGAAAGGCAGUGCCUGUGGGAGGAACAACGGUUUCACUCUUUGGAAAAUACGGUAUGUUUCGCCAAGGGAUGCACGACUUGAAAGUCUGGCCUAAUGUAGAAGCAGAUGGAUCAGAACCCACAAAAACUCCUGGCAGAACAAGCAGUACUCUCUCAGAAGAUCAGAUGAGCCGCCUUGCCAAGGGUGAGAGCACGAGCCAGAAGAUAGACGGAGAGGGAGAAACAGGGCUGAAACGAAUGCUGUUUCAUAUUUCACCUUAUGCCCGCAAUGAAAAACAAAUAGUAAUGAGUAUAAUAGAAAUGAUAAAUGAGAGUGAGAAACGAAGUUCUAAUUUCAUGUACUUGAUGGUUGAGUUUCGGUGUGUCAAGUGUGAUGAUAAGGAAUAUGGUAUUGUUUAUUAUGAAAAGGAUGGUGAUGAGUCAUCUCCAAUUUUAACAAGCUUUGAGAUAGUAAAAGUUCCUGACCCUCAGAUGUCUAUGGAGAAUUUAGUUGAGAGCAAACACCACAAGCUUGCCCGGAGUUUAAGAAGUGGACCUUCUGACCAUGAUCUCAAACCUAACGCUGCCACAAGAGAUCAGCUAAAUAUUAUUGUGAGUUAUCCACCAACCAAGCAACUUACAUAUGAAGAACAAGAUCUUGUUUGGAAGUUUAGAUAUUAUCUUACUAAUCAAGAAAAAGCCUUGACAAAGUUCUUGAAAUGUGUUAAUUGGGAUCUACCUCAGGAGGCCAAACAGGCAUUGGAACUUCUAGGAAAAUGGAAGCCAAUGGAUGUAGAGGACUCCUUGGAGCUGUUAUCCUCCCAUUACACCAAUCCAACAGUCAGGCGUUAUGCUGUUGCCCGGUUGCGACAGGCAGAUGAUGAGGAUUUGUUGAUGUACCUAUUACAGCUGGUCCAAGCUCUCAAAUACGAAAAUUUUGAAGACAUAAAGAAUGGAUUAGAACCUACCAAGAAGGAUAGUCAGGGUUCAGUGUCAGAGAGUGUGUCAAAUUCUGGAAUAAAUUCUGCAGAAAUAGAUAGCUCCCAAAUUAUAACCAGCCCGCUUCCUCCAGUGUCUUCCCCUCCUCCUGCAGCUAAAACAAAAGACAGUUCAGAUGGUGAAAAUCUAGAGCAAGAUCUCUGCACCUUCUUGAUAUCAAGAGCCUGCAAAAACUCAACACUGGCUAAUUAUUUAUACUGGUAUGUGAUAGUGGAAUGUGAAGAUCAAGACACUCAGCAAAGAGACCCAAAGACCCAUGAGAUGUACUUGAAUGUAAUGAGACGAUUCAGCCAAGCAUUGUUGAAGGGUGAUAAGUGUGUCAGAGUUAUGCGUUCUUUGCUGGCUGCACAGCAGACGUUUGUAGAUCGGCUGGUGCAUCUAAUGAAGGCAGUGCAGCGUGAAAGCGGAAAUCGUAAGAAAAAGAACGAGAGACUACAGGCAUUGCUUGGAGACAAUGAAAAGAUGAACUUGUCAGAUGUGGAACUUAUCCCAUUGCCUUUAGAACCCCAGGUGAAAAUUAGAGGAAUAAUCCCAGAAACAGCUACACUAUUUAAGAGUGCUCUUAUGCCUGCACAGUUAUUCUUUAAGACAGAAGAUGGAGGCAAAUACCCAGUUAUAUUUAAGCAUGGAGAUGAUUUACGCCAAGAUCAACUUAUUCUUCAAAUCAUUUCACUCAUGGACAAGCUGCUACGGAAGGAAAAUCUGGAUUUGAAGUUGACACCCUACAAGGUAUUAGCCACCAGUACAAAACAUGGCUUCAUGCAGUUUAUCCAGUCAGUUCCUGUUGCUGAAGUUCUUGAUACAGAGGGAAGCAUUCAGAACUUCUUUAGAAAGUACGCACCAAGUGAAAAUGGGCCAAAUGGGAUCAGUGCUGAAGUUAUGGACACCUAUGUUAAAAGCUGUGCUGGAUAUUGUGUGAUUACAUACAUACUUGGAGUUGGAGACAGACACCUGGAUAACCUUUUGCUAACAAAAACAGGCAAACUCUUCCACAUAGACUUCGGAUAUAUUUUGGGUCGGGAUCCGAAGCCUCUUCCUCCUCCAAUGAAGCUGAAUAAAGAAAUGGUAGAAGGAAUGGGGGGCACCCAGAGUGAGCAGUACCAAGAGUUCCGUAAACAGUGUUACACGGCUUUUCUCCACCUUCGAAGGUAUUCUAACCUUAUUUUGAACUUGUUUUCCCUGAUGGUGGAUGCAAACAUUCCAGAUAUUGCUCUUGAACCAGAUAAAACUGUGAAAAAGGUUCAGGAUAAAUUCCGACUCGACCUAUCUGAUGAAGAGGCGGUGCAUUACAUGCAGAGUCUGAUCGACGAAAGUGUCCAUGCUCUCUUUGCUGCAGUGGUAGAGCAGAUUCACAAGUUUGCCCAGUACUGGAGAAAAUGAAACUGGAUUUGGCACAUCAGGAUGUUUGGCUCUGUAAGAAAACUACUUUAGAAGCAACCCCUCUAAAAGGAAGACUUCAGAGUGACAAGGAAGAGAACAUUUGUGAUCUUCAAGAUACCGUAUAUCCUAAAUGUUACAUGGUGCCUGAAUUCUGUUUCUUUGGAUGUCAUUGCUCCAAUAUGGUCUUGAAGGGUUUGUUUUGAAAUAUUGUAUAUAUUUAUUUUCAAAUGUACACAUUGUUAAUAAGUUAAGAAUUGAGAAAUUUGUUCCAGGAUCAUGUACAUAUUAUGAGAGUUCUGGAAGAAUUUUAUGUUGAAAUAGUAAAACAUUUUAGUCUUUGAGUUUGAAAUGUCCUGGGUUGUUGUUGUUGUUGUUGUUUUUUAAUCAUCUCUUCACGUCAGGACAGUAGUUACGAAUUUGGAUUAAUUGUCUCAGUCAAGAAGGGCGUUUUUGGUUUGUCUCUCCCUACCCCCUUUCCCUCUCUUUCUCCCCCAACUCAUGUUUGUUUUUGCCCAAGCUGUAAUAUUUUAAGUUUUGCAUAUUGUGGCUCAUUCUUUUACAGUUCAACAAUUACGUAUACUUCAAAUAAGAUGUCAUUUUCUCUCACUUUUAAAUAUAUAUCUUAUUUGAAAACUAUGGUUAGUUCACAGUUCUCCUACCUUGUAAGUACAUAAAGCAGGAUAUGCAAAUGUAGCAAUCUGAAUUACUGGCCAAAGGGUCAUAAUGACAGCAGCUUUUAGUGUUGAGCCCAAGAUAUUUUUACAUAUACAUGUAAGCAUAAAUUGUCUUUCUGCAAUAAAUACAUUUUUGAUGCAAACUUA
Molecule: messenger RNA, 3596 nt
Organism: Ailuropoda melanoleuca (giant panda)
Lineage: Eukaryota; Metazoa; Chordata; Mammalia; Carnivora; Ursidae
Gene: PIK3C3
Product: phosphatidylinositol 3-kinase catalytic subunit type 3
Exons: 28
Coding region: 70-2775 (901 amino acids)
Biological process (GO): endocytosis; autophagy of peroxisome; phosphatidylinositol-3-phosphate biosynthetic process
Cellular component (GO): membrane; phosphatidylinositol 3-kinase complex, class III, type I; cytoplasm
Molecular function (GO): 1-phosphatidylinositol-3-kinase activity
Source: RefSeq, a predicted model, not a curated record